Messenger RNA from Glycine soja, 1156 nucleotides. Its product is annotated as transcription factor bHLH95. Gene Ontology annotation, molecular function: DNA-binding transcription factor activity; protein dimerization activity. The record is from RefSeq and is a predicted model, not a curated record. The transcript has 3 exons. NCBI's taxonomy places the organism in Eukaryota, Viridiplantae, Streptophyta, Magnoliopsida, Fabales, Fabaceae. The coding region runs from base 144 to 977 and encodes 277 amino acids. Gene Ontology annotation, biological process: regulation of DNA-templated transcription; endosperm development.
CUUCAUCAUUUCUACUUUUUAAUUUUCUUUUUGCAUCUUUAACUGUACUUGGCCACCUAUAUAUAAAAUCCUUCUGCAAUUUCCCUCUCCUCAAAUCUAACUCUCUUAAUUUAUCUGUCUCUCUCACUCUCCCUCACUCUACCAUGACCUUGUUGACCGUGGAAGAUCAAAGUUUGCAUGAUAUGAACUUCUUGUGGGAAAAUCAUUCAUGGGAUCCCUCCAAUUCUGAUAAUUCGGGUGAAAGUAAAGAAAACAUGAAAUCACUUGAUCAGGUAGAAGAAAAAGAUGAAGCUCUCAUGAAUAAGAAACGAAAUCGAGACCAAGGCAAUAUUACUAGUGGUGAAGGGAAAGGUGAAAAAUGUCGUGAAUCUGAUCAUGAAAUGCAUAUAUGGACCGAGAGAGAAAGGAGGAAGAAAAUGAGGAACAUGUUUGCCAGUCUUCAUGCUUUGCUUCCACAUCUUCCUUCCAAGGCUGAUAAAUCAACCGUUGUGGAUGAAGCAGUGGCAUACAUUAAAAAUCUUGAGAAAACCCUGGAAAAGCUAGAGAAACAGAAACAAGAAAGGGUCCAAUGUGUCUCCACUUUUGGGUGUGAACCAUCCAUGUUUGUGACUGGUCAGGGAUCUUCUAAUAACAACAUUUCCAAUGCAAUAAUUGGAACUACUUCAAAUGCACUUUCAUUCCCUGUAGCUUUUGACAAGACUUGGGCUUCUUCAAAUUUGGUCUUGAACAUUUUUGGAGAUGAAGCCCAAUUCUCCAUUUGCACAGCCCAUAAGCCAGGCCUCAUGACUACCAUUGGUUUUGUGCUGGAGAAGUACAAGAUUGAGGUCAUAACUGCCAACAUUUCGUGCAUUGGUUAUGGAAAUGCUUGCAUGAUUCAAGCCCAUGGAAAACGAGUUUCACAUCAGUUCCUAGAUGCAAAUUCAGUAGAGGAAAUUUACAAGCAAGCGGCAGGAGAGAUUAUGCUAUGGAUCGGUUAAAUUUUUGGAUGAUAAAAACUUAUAUUGGUAUCAUUAUGUUUGGUGUGGAUUUUUAGUUUUCUUGAAACUAUUAGCGGACUUUUAUGGCUUAACUGCCAAUGGUUCUGAAAGCAAACAAAUAUAUAUACUCUAAUCUUUGUGGUUUAAUGUUUAAACUAAAUGGUUUGUGCAUUUCAUAA